This is a messenger RNA of Lolium rigidum, 1729 nucleotides long. Its product is annotated as membrane-bound O-acyltransferase gup1-like. The transcript has 19 exons. Bases 6 to 1580 code for a protein of 524 amino acids. Gene Ontology annotation, molecular function: acyltransferase activity. Gene Ontology annotation, cellular component: endoplasmic reticulum. The record is from RefSeq and is a predicted model, not a curated record. Lineage: Eukaryota; Viridiplantae; Streptophyta; Magnoliopsida; Poales; Poaceae.
GCGAGAUGAGCGGCGUCCCGUGGAAGCGGCUGGAGCUCGCCGUGCUGUGCGCCUACGCGCUGGUGUUCUACCUCUUCAUGAUCUGGAAGUCGCUCCAACUCUCCCAAGAGUACUCCGGGAGGCUCUACGGUCUACGAGCAGGAUCACUCGCCGGCCGCCUGAAUGACCUAUCCGACGCGCAAUGGAGAAACUUUCGCGGGAACUUACCUGUCCUCACCGCCGUAAUGGGUGCGUUCCUGGUCGUGGCGAAUGGGUUGCGCUAUGUGUAUAGCUUGAAGGGCAGAGGGGCCUCUUUGGUGUGGCUCGUACUGUCCCUGAUCUAUCUAUGCUAUCUACAUGGCGCUUGUGUUGGCUUCAUCCUCGCGAUAGCAGGGGUUAAUUACUCGAUAGUGAAGUUAUUUGCUCGAUUUAAGUAUUGCACUGGCCUCAUAUGGAGCUUCAACUUAGCUAUGCUUAUACUUAACCGAGUCUAUGAAGGUUAUUCAUUCUCGUUGUUCGGGCAAAAACUGGCUUUUCUUGACAACUAUCGGGGUACAUUUCGAUGGCACAUAUGCUUCAAUUUCGUUGUAUUACGCAUGAUUAGCUACGGAUGUGAUUACUGCUGGACGCUUCGUUCUUCUCACUUUGAUCACAAGAAACACAUGCAGAAAUGUGAAGUUUGUUAUUCUGGCAAGACAUGCUACCUUGCUUUGCAGGAGAAAGGGCUCAGUGUUGACAAAUACACAUUCCUAACUUAUUUAUGCUACUUAACAUAUGCUCCACUCUAUAUUGCUGGUCCUGUUGUAAGCUACAACGCAUUUGCAGCUCAGUUAGAUGUACCUCAGAAAAACUAUUCAGUUGGGCAGAUAUGUAUUUAUGGGCUGAGGUGGAUCCUAAAUUUCCUUCUGAUGGAAGCCAUGACACACUUUUUCCACUACAAUGCCUUUGUAGUCAGCCGAUUAUGGCGGCAGUUGACACCGUUUGAGAUCUUUAUCAUUAGUUAUGGGGUGUUGAACUUUAUGUGGUUAAAAUUCUUCCUUAUUUGGCGCUACUUCAGGUUCUGGUCACUGGUAGGAGGAGUUGAGACACCUGAAAACAUGCCUAGGUGCAUAAAUAAUUGUCAUGACCUUGAGAGCUUCUGGAAAAGCUGGCAUGCUUCUUUUAACAGAUGGCUGGUCAGGUACUUGUACAUACCUCUUGGUGGGUCUCGACGAAAACUACUUAGUAUUUGGGUUGUAUUCACAUUCGUAGCAGUCUGGCAUGACCUGGAAUGGAAACUUAUUUCAUGGGCGUGGUUAACAUGCUUAUUUUUUGUCCCUGAAAUACUGAUCAAGUCCUUAUCCAACAACUUCCAGGCAAAAAGCGCCCUUGGGCAGUUCAUUCACCGUGAGUUAGGUGCUAUUGGUGGUGCUGUGACAGUCAGCUGCCUUAUGGUGGCAAACCUUGUCGGCUAUGUCGUAGGGCCAUCGGGCAUUAAGGUUCUGAUGUCGCAGAUGCUCCAGAAGGAUGCCUUGCCUGCCCUUACAACUAUAUUUGCCACGUUCUAUGUGGGCGUCAAGCUUAUGUUCCAUAUACGUGAUGCUAAGAAGAGUCGGGGGUGACAACAAGUCAGAAGAACAACUAUCCAGUUUUGAUUGGGAACCUGGUGGCGUUGUAAGCGUGACAUCGUAAGGGUGACGAUGCUUCAACCAUUUUCUUCUUCUUGUUGGCUUUGUUUGACACCAGCGAAAGCUCAUGUGUGCAUUGAUCC